CACGCUGCGGCAGGCGUACUGCGACCGGCGGACAGGCCGGGUCUCGGGAGCGAGCCGGGCCAGCGGCGGGGUGGCUGACAGGCAGAACGAUGUCAGCCGGCGAGGACGAGGUGGUGUGCGCGCUGGGCGCCAUCGGCCGCUGGCAGGUGCAGCUCUCCGUGCUGGUCUCGCUGGUCGGCCUGCUGUGCGGCUGGCAGGUACUGGGCGUGGUCUUCCUGGCGCCGCCCACCGACCACUGGUGCGCGCCGCCAGAGGGCACUGGCUGCGGCAGCCCCGGCGCCCCCGGCGCCCUCUGCACGCCCGAGCAGUGGAGGGCGGCCGCGGUACCGCUGGAACUCAGGGAUGGAGCGGAAGCCAAAUCCCAAUGCCUCGCCUUCUCCUGGGAUGCAAAUACUGUGAUGCCUGAGGUGAACGUUACUGUGCCUUGCAGCGCGUGGCAUUAUGAUACCACGGAAUACACGAGCAACCUCAUCAUUGAGUGGGAUCUGGUUUGCGAGCAAGAGUGGCUGCAGAUGGUGGUGAAGGGCAUCUACAUGAUCGGCAUCAUGUUCGGUGUCUUGACCUGGGGUGUGUUCGCAGACAAGUACGGCCGGCGGCCUGCACUUCUGGUUUGCCUGGCGCUCAACUUCGUGUGCUCGGUGGCCACGACCGCCUCCACCAGCGUCGAGAUGUUCCUCUUUCUCCGCUUCUCCUCCGCCUUCUUCGGGAUCGGCAUGUACACGACCGGCUUCGUCAUGUCCAUGGAGUUGAUCGGGGACAAGUGGCGUUCACUGCUGGGCAUCACCUACUGUCUGCCGCUUUCCUUCGGCUUCAUCACACUGGGUGGCAUGGCCUACCUCAUCCGCGACUGGAGGACGCUGCAGCUGGUCACCUCGCUGCCUGGCCUGCUGUUCGUCUCCUUCUACUGGCUUGUGCCCGAGUCCCCGCGGUGGCUGCUCUCAAAGGGCAGGGUUUCAGAGGCUAGAAACAUAUUGGAAAGCAUAUGUAAAUACAACGGCAGAGCGCCGCUGGAGAAAUUCCCAGAAGCAGAGUCGUCCAGUGACGAGAAACCACCCGUUGAGGAGGGCUUCCUGAACGUGCUGCGCAGUCCCAAGACCGCGGCGCUGUUCCUCUGCCUCUUCUUCUGCUGGCUGGUGAACAGUAUGGUUUUCUACGGCAUUACUCUCAACGCCGGCGACUUUGGUGGAAACAUCUACUUAAACGCCAGUCUCGGAGGCGUGGUCGAGAUUCCCGCCCUCGUCACCUGCGCCUACGCCAUCUACCGGCUGGGACGACGCGCUCCGAUAAGCAUAAACAUGGUGGGCGCCGGCGUUGCCUGUCUGCUCACGCUCGCCUAUCAGAAAGGUGAGUACUCGCACGACUGGCCGAUCGUCUGUCUGGCCAUGAUGGGCCGGUUCUGCAUCACGGCCUCCUUCUCCACCAUCUACAUCUUUACGGCCGAGGUGUUCCCGACGUCGGUGCGCAACACCUGCCUGGCCAGCUGCUCGGUCGGCUCCCGAGUGGGCGGCGUGCUGGCGCCCUUCCUGGCGCUGCUGAAGGACGCCAUCCACCCAGCCGUGCCCGUACUGCUGUUCGGCGGGUCGGCCAUCUUGUCCGGCCUGAGCGUGCUCCUGCUGCCGGAGACGGCCGGCCGACCGCUGCCCGAGGUGCUGGCUGACCUGACCGCGCCCGCCCGCCGCCGCCGCUCCGACACGGAUGAAGAAAAUCUUUCGGAAGAAGCAAGUCCCAUCGACGUGUGAAAAUGACAUCUAACGUCUGGUGUCCUUGUCGACGUUCGAAAUCACGUGUGUAACGGAGUGAAUCUGUCAAAAUGACUAAUCAAGGGGUUUUGUAGGGUUUUACGCAUUUUUAGCCUAUGUAUCUUUAUUUCCGGCAUCCGGAAAGCGCUCCGUUAGCUUACAGCACAGCCCCGUCUCGCGCAGCAAGUCCUCGUCUGGUAUGCAUCGGCACUGUAGCCAUAGCAUUAUUACGGCGCGACUGAAACAAUCAGUCAUGUGAUUCUACAUGUGCAUCCGUCUACCAUUUGAAAUGCAGUGGUGGCCUAAUAUCUUGUGAUUUCUCCUGUUUUUAAGCUGUUUGGAAGGAGACCUUAAGCAGCCAGAAAAGCUCGAAGAGGAAGCGCCGCUCGCACGUGAUGGCGACGCUUGUGCAGGGUUGAUGCGGUGCGCUAGGACUCUUGCUGGCUUCUUCCGCCCUGGAAGGCCUGAAUCACACGAUGCCGUACUCUAGGACCACAAUCUCCUGACGAGACCGUGGUGAACAGUUUGGGAGCAUAUGAUGCAAUGGUCGAAACGUGAUACCGGGAUUGAGUGCUUAUGGACAGGGUGUGCAUUUGUUCGCGUUCUAGCAAGGAUGCCAGAUUCUGGAACUCACUCGAACUCUAUGGUUCUGGCCCAUGUCAUUCAAUGAUUACCAUGAUGUGAUUGGUGAAUGCGACCAGUAAACCAGUGAAUCACCACCGAACUGAGCACAACAUUGUUUAAAAUUAUCUGGAUAGCGGUAAAGCGGAUUGCAUUAGAAGUUGUCAUGGCAAUAUAGACAGGUAAAUGCAUUUGUCAUCUUCGAGAAACUAGUGUGCAUGUGUGUCUUAGUCACUUGCGCGUGUGUGUUCCCUUUUGCUGGCCAGAUCAGUGGCCCGUUUACGCGAUCGGUUUAGGUGGCAGCUCUGGCUGAUCGACUACAGUAUCUAAUGGUCUGGAGCUCCUUGGUGCCAAUCUGGCAGUGAAAUCCGCAGCCACCUCGCUCACUCUCCUGAGUUUGUGUUUUACGGGACUGUUGCAUUACACCGUGUUCAAUGGUGUCAAAUGAACAGCUCUCAACAUGGUUUGAAAGUUAUGUUCUGCGUCGAAAUAGCGAAUCGUUUUAUUUGCUGUAACGCCUGGCUCCACACAGCUGUGUAGCACACAGAAAGGGUUGUGCGCUGAACUGCAUUACGUUUAUAGCAAAAUAUUCAGACUUCGAAGAAGUUAAACUCCCGUAAACCAUGAACGUAGCAGGACCUGGUCAUAGCGAUGAAAAUUGUCAGUAGGCAAUGCAUACUUGUGACUGGAUGGAUAGUGUAGGUAGAGGGAGAAUGUAACCUUGGCCGGUGUGUACGUCAUACGCAUUUCGCAUCGGCAGCGUGAAAUACAGCUCUUCUCGGCUGGCGAU
Molecule: messenger RNA, 3150 nt
Organism: Pollicipes pollicipes
Lineage: Eukaryota; Metazoa; Arthropoda; Thecostraca; Pollicipedomorpha; Pollicipedidae
Product: organic cation transporter protein
Exons: 12
Coding region: 90-1739 (549 amino acids)
Biological process (GO): transmembrane transport
Cellular component (GO): membrane
Molecular function (GO): transmembrane transporter activity
Source: RefSeq, a predicted model, not a curated record